CAUCGUUCUAUAAGUAAAUUAGGAGAAAACAAAAUAUUCUUGAAAACUAAGUGAAAACUACUUUUCUACAUUUAAAAUCAGACACAAUCAACAAAUAAAAAAAUGUCAAACAACAAAGAUCGCGAUGAACCUGCUUUUUUAGCUCACCAAUGUUUCUUAAAAAAGGACUACACAGCGGCAUUACAACAUCUUAGCGACUUGGAAAACCUUGUGGGAACUUCGAAUAAAAGGGUUCAACACAACAAAGCCGUUGUAGAGUUUAUGGCUGGAGAGAUGAAGAAUGUGGAAAAAUUCAAAAAUGCCAUUACACAGUUAUCAGGGUUAAAUUAUUUGGACGUCGAAGUCAAGGAUAUGACUUCACCCUGUUUGUUGUAUAAUUACGCGGUUAUUCUGUUCCAUUCACGUUAUUAUUAUCAAUGUGUUGUCAUAUUAGAGAAAUUAUUAAGUUCUAAGAGCAUAAAAGAUGCGAGAUUACUACAGCAAAUUAUCUUACUUAUGUUAGAAGCAACAAUAUGUCGACGUACUUAUGAUAAGACUAUAGAAAUCGCCAAGAACCACGGCGAGCCAUUAAAAAUUAAUAAUGAAGUUAGUGAGUUAUUUGAAAGGAUUAUAUCACGUGCUCAAUUAUUAGUUGGCCAAAAAGUAAAAUUAAACCUUAAGCCUGAUUCCAUAGAGAACAUAUUUGUUAUAGCACAGCAACAUUACAUCAAUGGUAAUGUAAAGGAAGCAGCUAAUAUAUUGGGAUAUUACAAAACCUUAAAGUACAAUUAUGAUAUGAAAACUCAAGGUGAAGAAAUAUGGUCUGCCGUAAAUAAUAAUUUGGGUGUCAUAUAUUUAUCAAUUAAAAAACCAUAUUUAGCCUCAAAAUAUUUUCAGCACGCCAUAAAAGAACAUUUGAAAGCUAUGGAGUGUGAGGACAGUGAAAAAUUAAUAUCUUGUAAAGAUAGAUCACUUUAUGUGUACAAUUUGGGGUUAGCACUUUUAGGUACAAAUAAUUCAGAAGGUGCCUUUGAGUGCCUAGUUGAAGCUGCUAGACAUUUUCCUAAUAACCCACGAAUUUGGCUUCAUUUAGCUGAAUGCUGUGUAAAGAAAUGUUGCAGUGAAGAAGCUCAGCAAUACACAGUAAAGAAAUUGGGCAGUGGUCCCCACACACGAGUCUUACUCUCAAAAGAAAUAAAAGCAAGAUAUUCCACAUCUGGGGAAUCUUUUGCAAUACCAUCUUUAUCACUGGAAUUUGCUGCACUAUGUCUACGGAAUGCUAUGACUCUACUUCCCAACCAAGAACCUCCAACGGAUGUAACUGCAUCACUUAUACAAGUACCACCAGGUAUCCCAAUAACCUGGAAACAACGUAGCGAACUCAAGAACUCUGCCCUUGUUUUACAAAGUUAUGUAUUACUGCACUUGCAAGAUCCAUUAGCGGCUCUUGUCAGUGCUAAUGAGUUAUUAGCUCAACCAGACGCAUCUAGUAGUCAUAAAGCAUGGGCUCACAUAUAUGCAGCUGAAGCUCUCAUAAAUCUUGAUCGAAUAGCUGAUGCUGUGGAGCAUCUACAUCCACCAACAAUUCAUGACUUAGUUUCAGUACUGCCGUAUCAAAUGAGGGAUAUGAUUGCUGUGUCUGUGUGGGCUAAGGCUGCAGUGUGUCAUAUUUUAAGAGGGGAUCUAGUAACAGCAAAAAAGAUACUUUUACAAAUAAAUUCACCAAAAGUUCUACCUCUACAGAUGUAUUUAGAGAUUUGCACAGGUAAUAUAGACAAUUGUCACACAAUAUUGAGAAAGAUUAGAUACACAAAUCCCUCCAUUCAAUAAAAUUAAUUAUUGGCUUUUGUCUUUUGAAAGCGGUGUAGCAAAUUUUCUAUUUAUUUAAAAUCUUUCCUAUUAUAGAAAUGUUAACUUUUGUAACUAAAUAUUGAAAGAUAUUUUAAUUAAAAAACUUCAGUUAAA
Molecule: messenger RNA, 1944 nt
Organism: Bombyx mandarina (wild silkworm)
Lineage: Eukaryota; Metazoa; Arthropoda; Insecta; Lepidoptera; Bombycidae
Product: CCR4-NOT transcription complex subunit 10
Biological process (GO): mRNA catabolic process; negative regulation of translation
Cellular component (GO): CCR4-NOT complex
Molecular function (GO): protein binding
Source: RefSeq, a predicted model, not a curated record